AUGGCUUCCGUGCCGGCUUCCGAUAGUGGACGGGCUUCCCGGCCGUCUAACAAUGAAGACAAGGCUCCAACCCGCGAAAGCAGCGUGACCCGCGUCGAACCGAGUUUCAAUGCCGAGAAGCAUAAAAGACCAAACGCAGAGAAUUCCAAGAACGGGGCGGACGGUGGCUUCUUUGAGAACGGACCCGGCCGGGACGAGGAGGCCGAGGGUACCAGGAGCCACGACGAGGAACUAGCGGCCGCGAACAGCCGUAAGCAACCAGAGUAUACCCCUGAUGGGAAGCGAAUCAUCACCGAAGACGAAUGCGACCAUAUUCUGGGCUACUCCUGGCCGGCAUGGAAGAAGUGGAUGCUCCUCUCCUCCAUCUUCGCCGUCCAGGUCUCGAUGAACUUCAACACCAGUGUGUUCCCGAGCGCCGUCACUCCCAUCAGCGAAGCUUUCAAUGUCAGCGAGCAGGCUGCUCGUGCUGGCCAGUGUGCCUUUCUGGUUGCCUAUGCGUUCGGUUGUGAGCUUUGGGCGCCUUGGAGCGAGGAGUUUGGAAGGUGGAGGAUCUUGCAAUGCUCCCUGUUCUUGGUGAACAUAUGGCAAAUUCUUGCUGCUUUAGCUCCCAACUUUGGAAGCAUUAUCGUCGCUCGAGGACUGGGCGGGCUCAGCUCAGCCGGUGGCAGCGUCACCAUCGGAAUGGUUGCCGAUCUCUACCAGCCGGAGGAACAGCAAUGGGCCGUCCUCUUCGUCGUGCUGUCUUCCGUGUUCGGAACCUCGGUCGGCCCUGUGGUCGGCGGUCCGAUCCAGAAGUUCCUCCCGUGGUACUGGAAUUUUUGGAUCCAGCUCAUAUUCGGCGUCGUGGUCCAGUCCAUCCAUUUCUUCAUGCCCGAAAGCCGCGCCACCAUCAUCAUGGACCGAGAGGCCAAGCGGCGCCGCAAAUCCGGCGAGGACAUCAACGUCUACGGGCCCAACGAGGUUAAGAAGCCCCGGCUUUCCAUGCACGAGUUCGCCAUCACCUGGAUCCGCCCCUUCGAGAUGUUCGUCCGCGAACCCAUCGUCCUAUCGUGCUCGCUGUUAUCGGGAUUCUCUGACGCCCUGAUCUUCACCUUCCAAGAGGGGUUCUCUCCGGUCUUCAACAAGUGGGGCUUCGGGACUCUUGAAAAGGCGUGGGCUUUCAUCCCCAUCAACAUUGGAUAUUUGCUGGCGUACAUCUCCUAUAUCCCUUGGAUCAUCAGAGACCACCGCGUCACCAGAGCAAAGGGACCGGACGCUCUGGUACCCGAGUAUCGUCUGCAGUGGCUGUUGUACCUCGCCCCCCUCGAGACGAUCGGCCUGUUCGGAUUUGCCUGGACCUCGAUGGGACCUCCCGAGUCUCACUGGAUUGCCCCCAUGGUUUUCUCGUGCCUCAUUGCCAUCGCUAACUUUGGCAUCUACAUGAGUACAAUCGAUUACAUGGUGGCGAGUUACGGUCCGUACUCUGCUUCUGCUACUGGUGGAAACGGGUUUGCUCGAGACUUUCUCGCCGGCAUUGCCGCCAUAUAUGCGACCCCUCUCUACGAGAACAUAGGCGAUUCGCGCCACACCGAGUAUGCAAGCACCAUACUGGCUUGCCUUGCUCUCGUGAUCACGAUUCCAGUAUAUAUAAUCUACUGGAAGGGACACGUCAUUCGAGAGAGGUCUAAAUUCGCCCAGUCCCUCGAAGCGGACCGACGCGCCAAGGGCGGUCGUCGCGUUGUUACAGUUUCUCAAGAGCAGCUUGAGCCCAAGAAUCUCUGA
This is a messenger RNA of Colletotrichum graminicola M1.001, 1761 nucleotides long. Its product is annotated as major facilitator superfamily transporter. Gene Ontology annotation, molecular function: transmembrane transporter activity. The record is from RefSeq and is a predicted model, not a curated record. The transcript is spliced from 3 exons. Gene Ontology annotation, biological process: transmembrane transport. Lineage: Eukaryota; Fungi; Ascomycota; Sordariomycetes; Glomerellales; Glomerellaceae. Bases 1 to 1761 code for a protein of 586 amino acids.